This is a messenger RNA of Penicillium olsonii, 1491 nucleotides long. The record is from the annotation of a GenBank genome assembly. NCBI's taxonomy places the organism in Eukaryota, Fungi, Ascomycota, Eurotiomycetes, Eurotiales, Aspergillaceae.
AUGAUUUGGCUACGCAAAUCUUUGCCAGAGGCCCUUGUGUCAUUGCUGGCCGCAACUUCGGGCGCCGAGGCAUACCGUUGGUUCAAUUGGCAGUUCGAUGUCACAUGUGAAUCUACAGGUUUUCACGUACCUGCCAAUGAGUCUGAGCUUGUCGAAUUCGUUCGAUUCCAUUAUCCACGCAAGACAAUGCUGAAGCCUGUUGGAAAUGGUCACGGCUUUGGCAACCUCACGACCUGUGUCAAUGACGGCGCCAAUGAACGUGAAUCCUACAUCCUCAGCUUGACCAAUCUCAAGCACCUUGAAAUCCAUGAUGACAACACUGUCACCUUUGGUGGUGGCUGGGAUCUGGUUGACCUCAUGCCAACACUCGAGGAGAAUGGUCUCCAAGUGGCCAAUCUUGGUAGUGAGAAAGUGCAAAAUUAUAUUGGUGCCGCAACCACUGGCACCCACGGUACUGGCAAACAACAUCAAAACCUCGCUACUCAGAUCCAGGGCCUUCGUGUGCUGGACGCGAAGGGAGAAAUCCAUGAAAUCACCAAGCAAAACACCCCUGAUCUGCUCAAGGCCUAUAGCAUCGCUAUUGGAGCCUUAGGAAUUAUCUUGGAGGUUACUGUUCGGGCCGAACCCCUGUCAUAUCUCAAGAGAACCACGAAGGUUGUAGAGGGAUCCUCCAACAUCACCGAGCUCUAUCAGCAAAUCGCAGAAUUUGGCACCAAAUACGAACAAGUCAACAUCGUGGGACCUACUCUGGAUUAUGAUCAAGACAAACAUGAGCUGGUCGUGAAUCCCAACAUGACAUUGGUGAUUUGGGAAGAGACUGAUUACAAAGGAGCCCGCAAUUGUUCCAUCGACUACUGCUCCAAUGAUUGCGGUCGCUGCGAUCGCGACUACGUCUGCUACGAUUACAAGACGGAAGCCAUCGCAACCACUCCAUCUGGUAUCUGCUAUCGCGGCUUCAUGGGCCAGUUCGAGCAUUUCCUCCCAAUCGAAAGCCUGGCAGAGGCUGGCACGGACUACAUGACAUAUGCCAAAGCCCAGUCUGACCGCAUGAAGCCAUACAUCGAUGAUGAGAUCGUGGGCCCAGGCUUGAAGGGCCACUACCAAAGUGACGAUGUGACCGUUAUUACUCGAUUUGUCAAGGGUGAUGACAACUGGCUGUCUCCUGUCAACACGGACAAUUUGCAGCCCAAUGCUAGUGGCAUUUUCGCCACUUUGGAAUACUCCUGGAUUCCUACCUACAACAACUUCACUACUCAAUAUUUCUUCCAAGAACUUGCCAGCGAGUAUAUCCCCAAGUUCGGUGAAAUCUACAAUGUUCGACCUCACUGGAACAAGAUGCUCUUCCACAAUGAGACCUACACCUCUACCAUUUAUCCCAAGAUGAAUGAAUGGGUUGAUCUCCAGAAGAAGAUGGAUCCCAAUUGCCAAUUUGUCAAUGAUUUCCUUGCUGAAUCUCUCGGAAUUGAUCGUUGCCAAUACCUUUUCGAUUAA